UCUCAUUUUCAACGAAAUAUCUUUAAAAAAAAAAAAAAAAAAUUUAAAGAGAAGAAGCUUUGAUCUCCAGAGAUGGCUUCAGUCACUUCAAUCGCCACGCCUUACCCAUCUUCAUCGCAGGCUUUACGUCUCAAGUCCACAGGAAACACUCUUUUCUCCGUCGGAGUAAGAUCAGCAGCUAUGGGUUGUUCAUCAGUGCAAAGAACGCUCAAGAUUCGUUGCGCUUCUACGAAACCUGCGAAACCAGCAGCUGAAGUCGAUUGGAAACAGAAGAGAGAGCUUCUUUUGGAGAAAAGGGUGAGAAGUGUGGACGUGAAGGAAGCUCUACGGUUACAAAAAGAGAACAACUUUGUCAUUCUUGAUGUUAGACCAGAGGCAGAGUACAAGGCGGGUCAUCCUCCGGGAGCUAUCAAUGUGGAGAUGUACAGACUAAUUAGGGAAUGGACAGCAUGGGACAUAGCUCGCCGUCUUGGAUUUGCUUUCUUCGGUAUCUUCUCUGGCACAGAAGAGAAUCCAGAGUUUAUUCAAAGUGUAGAAGCUAAGCUUGACAAAGAGGCAAAGAUCAUAGUAGCCUGUUCAUCCGCGGGGACAAUGAAGCCGACUCAGAAUCUCCCUGAAGGCCAACAAUCAAGGUCUCUCAUAGCUGCUUAUCUUCUGGUCCUCAACGGCUAUAAGAACGUAUUUCACCUUGAAGGUGGAAUAUACACAUGGAGCAAGGAAGGUCUUCCUGUUGAAGCAAUUGAAGAAGACUAAUCAGCUUCGUCACUCUAGAGUUAUCCAGUUUUGUAUAUCUGUCCAUUUCAGGUAGUGGCAUUUAGAGAUUUGGCUUUUCAGAGUGUGUUUUUUAAGAUUUGUAAAACUUCAGAACUACCAUAAAAAUUCAGCAAAGUCAA
This is a messenger RNA of Capsella rubella, 893 nucleotides long. Its product is annotated as rhodanese-like domain-containing protein 14, chloroplastic. The transcript is spliced from 6 exons. Gene Ontology annotation, cellular component: chloroplast. The coding region runs from base 73 to 753 and encodes 226 amino acids. The record is from RefSeq and is a predicted model, not a curated record. Lineage: Eukaryota; Viridiplantae; Streptophyta; Magnoliopsida; Brassicales; Brassicaceae.